UAUAAUUAUGAUAUGUCUGUGGAAAUUUCAAAUUGUAUUUAUCAUCAUAAUGGCAUUAUUAAAUUUGUCUCAGAUCUUCGAAAUUGGAUAAAUCCAGUGAUGUUUUUAGAAUUUUUAGUAUGUUCAGUAAUGCUUUGCGCAAUUGGAUUUCAAGCUACAAUGAUUGAUGGUAUCACAUUUAAGCUAUUUGUCUAUAUCGAAUAUUUAACUGCAUCCCUAAUCGAAUUAUUUUUGUUUUAUUGGUUUGCGAAUGAAGUUAUACUUGAAAGUUUAAAAGUAAGUGUCAGCAUUUGGGACUGUAAAUGGUAUACUUUUGACACUAAAUCACGACAGUUAUUAGUUAUGAUAAUGAUGCGAUCUCAACGGCCUUUAAUAUUUCGAGCUGGACCAUUUAAUGAAAUGUCAUUGGCUACAUACAUUGGAAUUUUAAAAGCAUCAUAUACUUAUUUAACGAUUUUACGUCAAUUGUAUGGAUAAGUGAGACGUUGAAUUUUCUUUAUAUGUACCUAAUUUAAUUUCGUGCCUCAAAUACUGUUGAA
This is a messenger RNA of Chrysoperla carnea, 539 nucleotides long. RefSeq names its product odorant receptor Or2-like. Gene Ontology annotation, biological process: sensory perception of smell; detection of chemical stimulus involved in sensory perception of smell. Gene Ontology annotation, molecular function: olfactory receptor activity; odorant binding. The record is from RefSeq and is a predicted model, not a curated record. Bases 13 to 477 code for a protein of 154 amino acids. Gene Ontology annotation, cellular component: plasma membrane. Lineage: Eukaryota; Metazoa; Arthropoda; Insecta; Neuroptera; Chrysopidae. The transcript has 5 exons.